CAUACAUGCACACACACCUGAAGAUGCAGCAGGCUCACACUCUACCUGUCUCUGCUCUAACAUGAGCACAUUCCUCAAUAUUUAACAUUUUGGAGGACUUGGAAAGGGCCAUGAUGAGACUCACCUGCCCUGUGUGGAUGCUAGGGCUGAUUCUGGCAGGCGGUUUGUCCGUGGAGGACGUCAGCCGGUGUGAGCAGCACUCGUGUCAAAACGGCGGCGUGUGUGAGAGCCACGACGGAGCGUCCCGAUGCCGCUGCUCGCUGGAGAGCCAACGUGGACGCCUGUACGGGGGCCAGAACUGCACGGUGGAGCUGUCGGGCUGCGACGAGAGCGAGUGUGAGAACGGGGGGAUAUGCUCCCCCUUGUUGGUGAACGAGCAGCACUCUCACACCUGCAUCUGCCCCAAGGGCUUCACGGGCCCCGAGUGCCACACCUCCACCGUCUUCUCCUUCGAGUCCAGAGGUCACAUGUCGGUAGACGCGCAGCAGCUGGACCCGGAGACUCCUCUCAGGGUGACGCUGAGCUUCAGGACGGACGGAGCGACGGGGACGCUGUUCCAGCGCCGAGUGGACGACCUGGUCCUCAGCGUGGAGCUGAGGGACGGCCGCCUCUGCCUGCUCAGCCGGAGAGGUCAGGGCUCCGGCACGCUGGUCCAGCAGCUGCCGGACUUCCUGUCCAACAGCCGGUGGCACACGGUGGAGGCGUCGCUGGGCGGCGUGGUCAGCCUCAUCAAGCUGCUCUGCAGCGAAGGAAACUGCACCACGGACUCCAGAGGAGAGCCGCAGCCGGUUGAUCCGGUCACCGCCGCCCCUGGACCGGGAACCCGGAGCCAGAGCCUGGUGAUCGGGGCGGUCGGGGGGGGACCUGAGGACGAGGCGAGCGGCCCGCCGGCCUUCCUGGGCUGUUUCAGGGACGUGUUGGUGGACUCGCACCUGGUGCUGCCUGGGGAAGUGCUGCAGGCCGCCGGCGCCGGGGCCAACGUCACGCUGGGCUGCAGCGACAGGGACCCGUGUGACGACGGGCCGUGUCAGAACCGAGGCCGCUGCGUGAGCCGGGGCUGGAGGAGGCACGUGUGCGAGUGCCACCGGCCCUAUGAGGGGCCCAGCUGUGGAGACGAGUACAUCACCGCCAGGUUUGGAAACCAAGACCUGGAGAGCUACGCCAUCUUCUCGUUGGACGAGGAGCCCAGCGAGACGGUGCUCAUCUCCAUGUUCCUUCGCACCAGGCAGCCCAGCGGCCUGCUGCUCGUCCUGACCAACAGCACCAGCCAGUACCUGCGCCUGUGGCUGCAGGCCGGCAGGGUCAAAGUUCAGAUCAACAACUUUGAGACCCUGGUUGGCCAGAACGCGGUGAGCGACGGCCAUUUCCACCUGGUCACCGUGAGGCUGGAGGGAACCACGGCCACUCUGCUGCAGUCCACCCAGACCCAGGCCUCCAUGGCCAUCAGGCACGUCCACGUCCAGGCCGGGGAUGCCGUUUUCGUCGGGGGCCUGCCGGACUCGAGGGCUUCCUCGUCAUUCGGAGGUUACUUUAAAGGAUGCGUGCAAGAUCUGAGGAUCAACGGCAAACGGCUGCAGUUUUAUCCAAUAGCGUCUCCGGUGGACUCGGCCAGCCCAGAGCAGCUCACCUUCGUUGCAGAGGGAUGCAGCAGUGACAACGCCUGUGCUGCCGACCCGUGUCUCAACGGAGGGGAGUGCUACUCCAUGUGGGACGACUUCAUCUGCAGCUGCCCGCCCAACACCGCGGGCCAGCGCUGCGAGGAGGUGAGGUGGUGCGAGCUGUCCCCCUGUCCCGCCACGGCCGUGUGCCGGCCCUACUCCCAGGGCUUCGAGUGUUUGUCUAAUGUGACCUUUGGACCUGAGAGCAGCGUUCUGCAUUACCAUAGCAACGGCCAGGUCAAGAGGAGCAUCGCCGGCGUCUCCCUCAGCUUCCGCACCAGACAGCCUGCCGCCACGCUGCUUCAUGCACAAAGACGGUCCGACCAGCUCACCGUCUCCCUCCUGGACUCCUACCUGGUGGCGGAGCUCCGGGUCGGGGGCGACGAGGGUUCCCCCAAGGUGACGGCUCGGAGCCGGGCUCCGCUCAGCAACGGAGACUGGCACUCCGUAGAGAUCAGCGUGGAGAACCGGACGCUGCCAUCCAGGUGGAUCAUGGUUGUGGACGGAGUCAGGCAGGACGAGAGCGAGGCCGCCGCCGCCGUGGACGACCUGAACUUCCUGAGAGAGGGCGCGGACAUUUUCCUGGGAGGAGCGGGCGGGGACUCUGGGGUCGGGCUGUCCGGCUGCCUGGGCCCGGUGGAGCUGGGCGGCCUGCUCCUCCCGGUCUACCUGGACACGGAGCUGAACUUCCCCCGGCCUCAGGAGGAGCAGUUUGUGAGGAUGAGCGGCGGUGCCGCCCCCAGCUACGGCUGCCGGGGGGCCAGCGUGUGCGCGCCCAACCCCUGCCAGAACGGGGGCGCGUGCCAGGACCUGUUCCACCUGCAUCGGUGCUCGUGCCCCUCCGACUGGACCGGGCCGCUGUGCCAGGACCCCGCUGACUCCUGCAGCUCCGGCCCCUGCAUCCACGGCUCCUGCAGCGACCUGCCGGGGGGGUACCGGUGUGCCUGCGAGCCCGGCUACGCAGGGCAGCGGUGCGAGGCGGCGGUGGAUAUGUGUGAAAACAACAGCUGCAGCCACGGCGCCACCUGCCUCAAGGGCCUGCAGAGCUACGCCUGUCUCUGCCCCCGCAACAUGACGGGACAGUUCUGCGAUGAGAAAAUCCCUGAAAUCCCCUGGUACAUUGAGACGGAUCCACUCCCUCAGCUGCCCUUCUCUUCAUGUCCGGGUACGAGGUGGAACUACAGCUGCUUCAACGGAGGAAACUGCUCCGAGGACAACACCUGCUCCUGCCUGCCCGGCUUCACGGGACAAUGGUGUGAGAAGGACGUGGAUGAAUGUGCCUCGGACCCGUGCAUGAACGGAGGCUUCUGCAUCAACUACGUCAACAGUUUCGAGUGCGUGUGUGACAUGAAUUACUCGGGGAUCUACUGCCAAAUGGAUGUCAGCGAUUUCUACAUGUACCUUUUCCUGGGCCUGUGGCAGAACCUCUUCCAGCUGGUGUCCUACCUCGUGAUCCGCCUCGACGACGAGCCCGAAAUCGAUUGGGGAUUCCACGUCAAUGAUUAGACAUCUCCUCGUCCAUUUUGAUCGGACUGGACCCAACUCGAUGUAAAAGGUCACACUGGGGUACUUUUGCCCUCCAAACUCUUUUUGUGUUAAUCAGUAACCACGAGUACAUCGAUAAUAGAGCCUUAUCCAUGACUGUGUUCACUUCUGUCACUUCCUGUUGGCUGAUACGACUCCUUAGUCUCUAAUGAAGUCAUUCCUUACGUGUUUUAUUGAUCUCAGCUCAGCGAAAUGUGUUGAUGACGAGUUCACAACAACAGAGACGUAAAAGUGGGAACUACAACAGAGUCAUUGAAGGAAACUCAGAUACCAACUUUAAAUAGAUGGUUUUAUGCACCAGGAUGUAACAAGAAAUCAUCUGGUCCUUCCCAGUACUCGAGUUGUAAAAGAAAAUCAGGGGGGAUGGUGGAUUUUAUCAUAUGGAGACAGAUAAUUUGUGCUGAUUACAAAUAAUAUAAUAUAUUACAAAUAAUAGCAGUGACCAAAACAGCUGCAGAAAUACUGCAGGAAUGACA
Cololabis saira (Pacific saury) is the source of this 3679-nucleotide messenger RNA. RefSeq names its product protein crumbs homolog 1-like. The record is from RefSeq and is a predicted model, not a curated record. Gene Ontology annotation, cellular component: protein-containing complex; plasma membrane. Gene Ontology annotation, biological process: establishment or maintenance of epithelial cell apical/basal polarity; heterophilic cell-cell adhesion. The transcript is spliced from 8 exons. Bases 111 to 3164 code for a protein of 1017 amino acids. Lineage: Eukaryota; Metazoa; Chordata; Actinopteri; Beloniformes; Belonidae. Gene Ontology annotation, molecular function: calcium ion binding.